This is a messenger RNA of Mycena indigotica, 1035 nucleotides long. Its product is annotated as Epimerase domain-containing protein. Bases 1 to 1035 code for a protein of 344 amino acids. Gene Ontology annotation, molecular function: oxidoreductase activity, acting on the CH-OH group of donors, NAD or NADP as acceptor. NCBI's taxonomy places the organism in Eukaryota, Fungi, Basidiomycota, Agaricomycetes, Agaricales, Mycenaceae. The transcript has 7 exons. The record is from RefSeq and is a predicted model, not a curated record.
AUGCAUAUAAAAGACGACUUUCGCCCUCUUGUUUUUGUCACUGGUGCCUCUGGAUAUCUCGGCUCUGUUGUCGUCAACGAACUCCUCGAAGCAGGCUACCCAGUCAGAGGAGCCGCUCGUGGCCGCAAAGUUGCAGCCAUCAAAGAAGCUUUUGCUAAAUACCCAUCGUUUGAAGCUGUUGAAAUCGCCGAUGUCGCAACUGCUGACUACACCGAUAUACUGGCUGGCGUCGGCGCCAUUAUCCACACCGCAGCCCCACUCCCUGGCCGUGUUGAAGGCGAAGCGGCGUUUACAAGUGCUAUCGAUGGGUCUUUGAACAUUCUCCGCGCUGCCAAUAAGGCUGGAAUAUCCAGAGUCGUGGUCACAGGCUCUACAGUGUCGUUCCCGGAGAACAAAUUUGGCCCAGAUGAUUGGGUUGCUGUGACCAAAGAAGAGGCACUCAAAGGAAGCGCUAUUGAGCUUUACGUCGCCGAAAAAAAAUAUAGCGAGCAAGCCAUCCUCGAGUUCGCGAAAGAACAUGCGCAAAUGGAUAUCACAAUCUUCAACCCGCCAUGGAUUUUUGGUCCCCUUGCUCCAGGAUUUGAAUCGCUCAUUCCCACUCCUAAUGGCGCAUACGCAUCUUUCUCUGCGAAUGGUUUCGUAUAUCAGCUCCUUCGCGCGGACAAUACAAGCUACCAUUAUUCUCCCGGAACAAUAGACCACUCUCUCCCCCUCACGCCCAAUGGCACUCGACCCCGUCGUCUUGCGAUUGUCUCCCCUUACCAGACCGACUUCCGAGAUGCCAUCAAAUAUAUUCAGGAUGAGCGUCCAGAACUUAGCAAUCGUCUUGCUGAUCCUGAGACUGUACCCCGCUGGUCGACUUAUAAGCUCGAUGUGGACUUGUCGCCGAUAGAAGAGUUCUUUGGAUAUCCCAUUUCGGCGUUCAAGACCUGGCGGGAAACCAUUCUUGAUACUAUCGAUCGGUUCAUCGAAAUAGAGAAUAAUUGGAGGGGUGCAGGUUACGAGUUUGAAGUUCCAAAGCAGCCACCGAUGUGA